AUGUCUGCUCAGACAGCAAUCGAGAAGGCGGACGCGCCAAAACGUCGAGCUUGCGACGAGUGCCGCACAAGAAAGCUCGCCUGCUCCAAGGAGGCAGAUGGGUGCAGCCGCUGCAAACGGGAAGGGGUCCAGUGCAACUAUUCCCUCCAGAAGCCCAUGGGUAGGCCCAGGAAACGCGCCCAUGUCGAGGUUGAGCAGGUUCCGGGCGAGCCCGCCGCCGAGCCUCUCGUCCGUCCCUUCGAUAGCACCUUCGCCAUGGACCUUGAACUCUCUUUCCUAGACAUGGACAGCACAAACCUCAACUUUUUGGACCUAUUAGGAUCUGAUUUCCUGGCUGCGCCGCUGUCAUCUGCAUCCCCUUACCUGGGCGAUGCUGGCCUGCCGGCUAGUGCGAAGUCGACUGGGCCACCCAACUCGGGCGGCAGCUUUGUCUCUGGUGAUAUGUGGAAUCUCGCAAACAUCGAUUUUGAUGCUCUAGAGCCCGCCGCAUCUCCCCCAUCUCCAUCAGCCGCGAAUAAGUCUACUCUCGACGAGGGCGCCAACUUCUCAGCCACCUCGUCUCAGUCGCCCGAUACGGUUCCUGGGCUCUCCCCGCCAUCUACGAACUCGCCGAAGACGCACCUUCACGGGGCCCAUCAAGAACAGCAGUUCUUCCCCACGCCGGUAUGCAUCUGUCUCUCGAGCCUCUACCUGGCCCUGGACUCCCUGCGGAAUCUUCCUACCGAGGUUGGCCCGGCCAUGAUGGUCGCCCGCACCGCUUCUCGGACGGCGCAUGACGCGGUGCUAUGUCCAGUCUGCGGCAUGCUGCCUCUGGAACCCUGCGGCGGGGCCCGGUGCAAGACACCCGUCUCGUCGCUCCAGACAAUGAUGAUGCUCGGCGCGCUGCUGCCCUCGCUCGCCAGCGCGUACAUGCAGAUCCUAGACCUAGUAGAGGCCGAGGCGGCACGAGCUGGGGCUGAGGGCCGGAAGAUGACUUUCAAUCUGAAAGAGUACGGCGGGGUUUGGGGACAACUAGCCGCGACCGGAUUCAGGUGUGAGGCGACCAAGAAGCUCGACGGGUCGAUGCUGGAGCCAGGCAUGUGGCGGCUGAUAGUGCGCGCCCUGCUUAAAAUGGACGUGUACGGGACGAUUUCAAAGAUGGCUAGCCUCACGGGCUGCCGACAAACCCAGCCUGGCCUUAAGGACAUCAUCGAGAUGAUGGAGGAUCGGUCACGCACCAGACACGAAGAGCUCGACGCACUGGUGGAUUCGGGAGCCAUCGAGCGGCCAGACGACCAGUACUACAUCCCCUUGUCCUCGGGGGAGAAGCCGACGUGCUUGAGAAUUAUCGAUAUUGCAAAGAAGUCGAUGGAUGAUUUGGUCAUACCUUGA
Messenger RNA from Lasiosphaeria miniovina, 1371 nucleotides. RefSeq lists its product as uncharacterized. The record is from RefSeq and is a predicted model, not a curated record. Lineage: Eukaryota; Fungi; Ascomycota; Sordariomycetes; Sordariales; Lasiosphaeriaceae. The transcript has 3 exons. Gene Ontology annotation, molecular function: zinc ion binding; DNA-binding transcription factor activity, RNA polymerase II-specific. Bases 1 to 1371 code for a protein of 456 amino acids. Gene Ontology annotation, biological process: regulation of DNA-templated transcription.